Messenger RNA from Prosopis cineraria, 1601 nucleotides. RefSeq names its product E3 ubiquitin-protein ligase RZF1-like. Gene Ontology annotation, biological process: protein ubiquitination. Bases 21 to 1076 code for a protein of 351 amino acids. NCBI's taxonomy places the organism in Eukaryota, Viridiplantae, Streptophyta, Magnoliopsida, Fabales, Fabaceae. The record is from RefSeq and is a predicted model, not a curated record. Gene Ontology annotation, molecular function: ubiquitin protein ligase activity. Gene Ontology annotation, cellular component: cytoplasm. The transcript is spliced from 2 exons.
GUCUUCCAAUACUAAAAACAAUGUCUCUGAGCCCUCGUCGGCAAAGGACGAAUGGCGAACCCGGGACAAACCUUUUCUACUGGUGCUACCAGUGCAACCGAAUGGUCCGUCUCCCCUCCACGGACUUGUCCAACAUAACCUGCCCGCUUUGUUCUGGCCAAUUCCUCAGCGAGAUCGACUUAUCCAGGCCUAGACUCAUAUUGGAUUUUACCCAUCACGACCCAUCACCGGAGGCCCGUCUUUUAGAAGCCCUUUCUUUGUCGUUUGACCCCCCAAUUAGACGGUUUAAUGGGCGGCUCCACGACCCCCGAGCUCAACCUCCACGCGUUCGUUGGAUUCAGGAUCGAGAGCAACCCCGCCAACAAGAGGGUAGACGUCAUGCCGAUUCCGAUGGUGAAAUUCCCGUCCGGCACGUAACACGUCGACGACAUCGUCGGGCUGAUCAGAGAGCUGGUGAUUCCGACGCUGAUGGACCCGAACCUCUAAUUCUUCCUCAUCCUCGGACUUGGCUAAUUCUUCCACCUAGAGAUCCGUCUGACCCAUUGGAAUUAAUUCCGCGACUACAAAACCCUAUACCGCGCGGUGUUGACCCGAGAGACUACUAUUUUGGUCCUGGUCUGGGAGAACUGAUUGACCAAUUGACGGAAAAUGACAGGCCAGGGGCACCGCCAGCGCCGGAGAGAACUAUCCAUGCGAUUCCGAGUGUGAAAAUCUCGGAGAGCCAUCUGAAGGAGAACCCAUACUGCCCGGUUUGCCAGGAAGAAUUUGAAGUGGGUGGAGAUGCAAGGGAAUUGCCCUGCAAGCACAUAUACCAUUCGGAUUGCAUUGUUCCUUGGCUAAGGCUUCACAAUUCUUGCCCUGUUUGUCGGCUUGAGGUGCCGGUGUCCACCGACUCUGUUGAGCCCAGUGACGGAGGAGGCAGGAUACGAAGGUGCCUGAGAUGGUUUCAGAUUCAACUGGCUUCUCUGUUGCCUUUUCACGGGAGGCGUCGACGGAUUCGUCCAGAAGAAGAGAAUGACAUGAUUGCUUCCGCAAGGGCUGCUAGUCCAGGGAGGAUCCCAUGCUGUAUCCUUUAGUUCACCUCUGAUACUGAUUUGCAUGGGCUUGCACUUGAACUUCACACUCUGCCUCUCCAUCUGAAGACAGGGGUCCCAACUUCAAUACAAUUAGAUAUUCGCUUGCAGUUCCCAGAGAAGAUGCAAAUACAGAAAGCUUAAUUUAGGCCAAAGAAAACGGACAACCCAAAAUGGAAUUCAGAAACAUUUGUUUCAACAUCUAGAGCAAGAGUAUCUAAUAUAUGUACAGGGACAGGACAUGUUUUAUAAUCUCGCGUUUAUGGUGAAGAAGCGUAGUUAUGUACAUAAAUUUAUCCCUGGUCAAUUUCAUUCAAUCUUCGGGAAGCCAUUUAUUGGGCUUCUGCAUAACGGUGAACGUGUAGGUGUAGUCACAAGCAACCCAUGAGUGACAAAAGCGAAAAAAUGAUAAUACAAUGGUUGCGAGCUGUUGCUUUUGAGCAACAAGACAGAAUAGUUUGCGUAAAUGGCGAAGCCUGAGUGCAAGUACAAUUCCAAAGAAUAGAUAAAUAUUUGUUUGUGCGUAAA